Messenger RNA from Danaus plexippus (monarch butterfly), 1163 nucleotides. Its product is annotated as protein rolling stone-like. The transcript has 4 exons. Lineage: Eukaryota; Metazoa; Arthropoda; Insecta; Lepidoptera; Nymphalidae. The record is from RefSeq and is a predicted model, not a curated record. Bases 193 to 996 code for a protein of 267 amino acids. Gene Ontology annotation, cellular component: membrane.
AAUUAUCGAAAGAACUAAUUGUUAAUAAUUAAUAUAUGAACAAGAAACAAUAUCGAAAUGUAUGAUUAGUUUGUCUAAAACCUUUGCUAUUGAUCGCAAAAUCUUAUCGGAGAUAACAAAAGAUAUAUUUUGUACACUCCAGGCGUUCAUACCGUCCAUAGAGCACGUCUUGAAUUAGACCAGGUCAGAAAAAUGGGCAGAAUAAAGAAUUACUUCAAAGAACAGUUCCAAAUCAGGAAGUUUAAAUUGGAACAUGACUCCUCAUACGACUUCUACGAGAGCUGCUUCCAGAACAACCGAUCAGCUCUGCCUUUAUUAAUAAUAAGGGGGCUCCUGUUCCUUGCAUGUUUAGGAAUAAUUCUGGUCUCCUUUAUUUUAACAUCCACAGUCCUAUCGCUAAGGUUUUGGCCAAUUUACUUAACACAUUGGGGUCUAGUGCUCAUAACGGUCGCUAGCGGUUUUGGGUUUGCAGUUUCAGCGAAAGCAUUCUACGGCGGACCUGUCGAUUCUGCUUUCGGCUUGCCGUGGUAUAUAAAAGCGUACUGGGUAUCCUACUCCACGGCUAUACCGAUUGCAAUAUUCAUCACAGUCUUCUAUUGGAUUUUCCUAACCAACGAUAAUCAAGAGUUCGCGGUGUCUUACGCGCUGGACAUCUUAAUCCACGCCGUAAACAGCGUCCUCAUGCUGGUACUUCUCUUCACCGCCAGCCAUCCCUCAAACCUGCUCCACUUCUACUUCGCCAUCAUACUAGCAGUCAUUUACGUUAUAUUUAAUGUCAUUUACUAUUUCGCUGGUGGCACUGACCCGUUUGGUAACGCCUUCAUAUAUCCCGUUUUGGACUGGUCUAACCCUGGAGUGGCUGGAAUAACGGUAGUUUUCAGCGCAAUCUUAAUCAUCAUCUUGCACAUUAUCGUCACUCUCAUGACAGAAGCCAGAGACGCAAUCGCCAGGUCCUGUGGACGAAACACUCGCAAGUUCAGCCUGUCUCAGUACUAGAUUCUAAAUUUGAAUUGUGCACUUUACGUACUUUUUUAAAAGUAUCCCAAAGGUAACGCGUCAUUUAUGAUAUUUAGUUCUGCUCACUAACUCAUGUUAGUUAAUGCUGAUUGUAAUUAUUGUACAUAGAAUUUUUUUUAGAUAAAUAUAAUAUUUAUAUUAUUAUU